AUGCAGCCUCAUGGAGCCCCAGGCGCUGGAACCUCCUUCUCCCGCAGCCACCUACUGGGGCGCCCUGCCCGCCCCUCAAAGCUCCCUGGAGGGGUGUCGCCUCUCAUCCCUGUUCGCAAGAAGACCAUCCAUCUUGAUGCUUUCCCCCAGAGCCACAGCCCACAGGCUUCCGGCCGACCAGGCCUUGGAGCUAGGGCAUGGAGUGUGCCCCCACAGGAGACUGGCAGGAGCCUGGCACCCAGGAAGCUCAGCUCCAUCUCCCUAACAGUCCGCCAGCACAGCCAGGCAUGGCCCUUGGGCCCCCUACCUUCUCACUGGGAACAGGUGUCUACCCCGGGCAGGGAGGCUGCCACCUACAGAGGAGGGAGGCUGCCUUCUCCUGACUCACCAUCUGUGACCCUAGUGCCAGGGGACAGGGUCCACUCCGAGGACCCAGGUCGCCCAGGUCUAGCCAAGCCCAACAGGAUGUCUGCGGUGGAGAAGCCCCUGGUGAGCUCUUGCCUGACCCUGCCUUUCCAAUCCCGGUUAGCUCAGGGUCCACCAGGUCCUGCAGGGCCAGGCUUGGUGGGUCAGAGGCACCCUGUCCCAAUGACCGCCCAUGUGCCUACCAGAGCUUCUCCAGGAAGAGGCAAGCCCCGGUCCAGGGGUAUUCAGAGACCCCGGCUGCAUCUCCAAAGGGCCAUCCCUGCCACAGGGCCUGCGACGGCCAUGGAUUUGGCUGCUCUGGAUACAGCGAGGCCAGGCACAUCCAGACAUUUAUCCACAAUGGCCACCAAUAGGCCUGGCUUGGCUGUCAACUUGGCUACACCAAACACAUCUAGACUGGACACAAGCACUGAGUUCCCUCAUCUGGAUAGCAAACUGGGCUCUGCCAUGGACUUGGCUAAAGCAGGCACAACCAAGCCAUGCACGGUCAUGGAUGUGGUGACCCCAGACCCAGAAAAGUUGGGCAAAGUCAUAGCUACAGCAGGCACAGCCAAGCCAGAUACAACCACAAAGGGUACAGCCAGGGAAGUGGCAGCACCAGAUCCAGUCAAGCUGGACACAGCCAUGGUGUUGGUUAGGGCGAAUAUAGCCAAGCUGGACAUGACUACAGAUUCUCUUGUUUUGGAUACAAGCAGGCUGGGCACAGCCAUGCAUUCAGUUGUGUCAGUCACCCCAGACCCAGUCACUGGUGAGACCGCACUGGACAGUGUCAUUAAGCUGACUAGAUCAGACAGUAUCACCGACCCAUCAAUGCCAAGCAGAAGCACAGAUGCAGCCCUGGACCAUGCUACAACAGAUGCUGCCACAGACCGGGUCACAGAGAUCACCAUGCUGGGCCUGGCCAGAGAAACCAAAGGGCUCCCGGAGACCAGGACGGACACAGCCAUGUCAGAGCUGGUGCCUGAGCCCAGGCCUAAGCCGGCAGUGCCCAUGAAGCCCGUCAGCAUCAACCCCAACCUGCUGGGCUACAUUGGCAUCGACACCAUCAUCGAGCAGAUGCGCAAGAAGACCAUGAAGACUGGUUUUGACUUCAACAUCAUGGUCGUUGGUCAGAGUGGACUGGGCAAGUCGACGCUAGUCAACACCCUCUUCAAAUCCCAAGUGAGCCGCAAGGCCUCCAGCUGGAACCGGGAAGAGAAGAUUCCCAAGACAGUGGAGAUCAAAGCUAUCGGGCACGUGAUAGAGGAAGGCGGUGUCAAAAUGAAGCUGACUGUCAUCGACACGCCAGGCUUUGGAGACCAGAUCAACAAUGAAAACUGCUGGGAGCCCAUUGAGAAAUACAUCAAUGAACAAUAUGAGAAAUUCCUGAAGGAGGAGGUGAACAUAGCCCGGAAGAAACGCAUCCCUGACACACGUGUCCACUGCUGUCUCUACUUCAUCUCCCCGACGGGACACUCCUUGCGACCUCUCGAUCUGGAGUUCAUGAAACACCUCAGUAAAGUUGUAAACAUCAUCCCUGUCAUCGCGAAGGCUGACACCAUGACCCUGGAGGAGAAGUCUGAAUUCAAGCAAAGGGUUCGAAAGGAGCUUGAAGUAAAUGGCAUUGAAUUCUACCCCCAGAAGGAAUUUGAUGAGGAUUUGGAGGACAAGACAGAGAAUGACAAAAUCCGGCAGGAGAGCAUGCCUUUCGCCGUAGUGGGAAGUGACAAGGAGUACCAAGUGAAUGGCAAGCGGGUCCUCGGCAGAAAAACUCCCUGGGGGAUCAUUGAAGUGGAAAACCUCAACCACUGUGAGUUUGCCCUGCUUCGAGACUUUGUCAUCAGGACCCACCUCCAGGACCUCAAGGAAGUGACACACAACAUCCACUAUGAGACCUACAGGGCCAAGCGGCUCAAUGACAAUGGAGGCCUCCCUCCGGGAGAAGGCCUCCUGGGCACUGUCCUUCCACCUGUGCCAGCCACCCCCUGCCCCACUGCAGAAUGA
This is a messenger RNA of Mesoplodon densirostris (Blainville's beaked whale), 2409 nucleotides long. It is a transcript of the gene SEPTIN3, whose product is annotated as septin 3. Lineage: Eukaryota; Metazoa; Chordata; Mammalia; Artiodactyla; Ziphiidae. Gene Ontology annotation, molecular function: GTPase activity; molecular adaptor activity; GTP binding. Bases 1 to 2409 code for a protein of 802 amino acids. The transcript has 11 exons. Gene Ontology annotation, cellular component: septin ring; neuron projection; septin complex. Gene Ontology annotation, biological process: cytoskeleton-dependent cytokinesis. The record is from RefSeq and is a predicted model, not a curated record.